Messenger RNA from Mangifera indica (mango), 740 nucleotides. Its product is annotated as major allergen Pru ar 1-like. NCBI's taxonomy places the organism in Eukaryota, Viridiplantae, Streptophyta, Magnoliopsida, Sapindales, Anacardiaceae. Bases 89 to 571 code for a protein of 160 amino acids. The transcript has 2 exons. Gene Ontology annotation, molecular function: protein phosphatase inhibitor activity; signaling receptor activity; abscisic acid binding. The record is from RefSeq and is a predicted model, not a curated record. Gene Ontology annotation, biological process: abscisic acid-activated signaling pathway; defense response. Gene Ontology annotation, cellular component: nucleus; cytoplasm.
UCUCUUCUCAUUCACGAACUGAAAAAGAUUUAUAAUAUUUCUUUUUGAGUUAUUUUCUGUUUCUACCUCAGAAAAGUCACAGUAAAACAUGGGUGUUCUUAAUAUUAACACAGAGAUUACACUCACUGUUGCUCCAUCCAGGAUGUUCAAGGCUAUGAUCCUGGACUCUCACAAUGUUCUUCCAAAGCUGGUGCCACAAUCAUUUAAGAACAUUAAGCUGAUUGAAGGCGAUGGAGGCGUUGGCAGCAUCAAGCUAAUCAACUUUGCUGAUGGAAGCCAAUACAAGUAUGUGAAGCACAGGAUUGACGUACUCGACAAAGAGAACUUUGUGUGCAAGUACACUUUGAUCGAAGGUGACAAUUUAGGGGAGAAGCUUGAAUCGAUUGUUUACGAGGUUAAGUUCGAGGCUUCUGGCAAAGGUGGAAGCAUUUGUAAGGUGGCUAGUGAGUACCAUACAAAGGGUGAUCAUGAAAUAAAAGAAGAAGUCUUCAAGGCAAGCCAAGAAAAAGCAGUUGAAUUGUACAAGGUUGUGGAAGCACAUCUCUUGGCAAACCCUGAUCUCUAUGCCUAAAGCAUCCUGGCUCAAUCACUAAUCCAAUUUCAAAUUUAUUGCGAAUAAGAAUUCUGUUAUACUAUGAUGUUUAUGCUUUGGUAAUGAAAUGUUUACUUUGAAGCUUUUGGAAGUUAAAGUUUAUUCAAUAAAUUGCACUAAACUCAAGGAGAGGUAGUGCUGCAGUACA